This is a messenger RNA of Syzygium oleosum, 1346 nucleotides long. RefSeq lists its product as uncharacterized. The record is from RefSeq and is a predicted model, not a curated record. Bases 68 to 1333 code for a protein of 421 amino acids. The transcript is spliced from 7 exons. NCBI's taxonomy places the organism in Eukaryota, Viridiplantae, Streptophyta, Magnoliopsida, Myrtales, Myrtaceae.
CGCCUGCACAGAGACGACACUUCUCAGUUGCACUCUCUCUCUCUCUCUCGUCGGUGAAUCGUCGACGAUGGCAUCUGCGAUCGGUUGGUACGGGCCUCUGAUCGAUCUCUCGGAAGCAGCUUCUCACGUCGGCGACUUCGUUCAGCUCCUCGUCUUCGUCCAUCGUUCCACUCCGGUUCAGUACAAGUUAUCGGAAGGUGGGGAGAUUAUCAGGACCGAUGUUCAAGUUGGUGAUGAUACGAGGCCACGUUUCAUUGUGUCGCUCUGGCAGAAGCAAAUGGGGUCUUUGACAAUUUCCGGUGAUGUGAUACUGCUACAAAAUGUUAAGGUUGCCAGAUUCGGCGAUCUUGUUGCAAGGACAGUCAGUUGUUCAUCGAUCAUGCCCUUGGUCCACCCUCAUGAACUGAUGUUUUCCAAAGGCGUAGAUGAACUGAUAGGGAACACCAGACUUGGCACUGCAGGAAAGGAAAAACUGAAGAAGGUGAUUGGUUGGGUCAAGGCAAAUGAACUUAUCCUCCGCAAUCGGAAGCAGUUGUCAAGAAACUGGAAAGUCGUGGAAGUGGGGGAACACAAGGACUGCGCUUCUAUCUCAGAAGUACUAAACCUGACUUGUUUGUGUAAGGCAAUCUUUCUGGCAUCUGUUGGUGAAAUCUUUCUUCCAAUUGCGUGGAGAGCUAUUUGUGAAAUUGAGAAGGCAAAGAUGUUCAUAAGCUGGAGAAUAAACAAUAAGGAUGGUGACGGUUUAGCUAAGGAUUUCAUUUGUACUGGCUGCCAGAUUUGUGGUUCGCCUUUGGAAUUAGAACAUGGUAAGCAUGCACUCAAGCAGAACUCUGUUCCUCUCUACUGUGACAAAAGCUCCGACCGCCUUCAUGCAGUGAGCCUGAUUUACCAACCCUUCAUGUUGUAUGCAUGGGAUGAAUCGGGGUCUCUUCCACUUCUUGUAAAAAACAAAGCCGCAGAACUGCUUUUUGGGAAUAUACCUGCAGAGAGAGUCUAUCUAUGCCUUGAAGCAAAGCUUCCUGUACACAAGUCUUGCUCCAAGGAUGUCCCUGAAAUCAAUUCCCAUGCCGGAGACCCUCUCCAUUGCAUUCGAGCGCAAGGAGCAUCGGACAUCGUCUCAUCGAGUGGAGAUGAGAUGGAGAGGGAGGAAAAGAACAAGUGCCACGAUAGCGUAGAUUUUCAUUUCGUGUGGUUUGUAAUACUAAAAAUGUUACUGCAACAGGGGAAAAAUAGUCCUUUCAGAUUCGAAGUGAAUGUAGAUCCCCGUCUAGACAGGGAAAGUGGGAGGUACGAAAUGGUCACUGCGACAAUGCCAUGCUUCAGAAAGAAAUAAUUUGUCAUCUCAA